AGUCGGCAUCCUUGAUCUAUUCUGGGUGAGAGGGGAUUUCUACACCAGCGUACAAACAGGAACAAAAAAAAAGUCCUCCCCAAGUCGCUGACAGGAGGGAUUGGGAAUCGAAUGAGAGGGUUGACCCGUGAGCGCUGUGGGAUCUCCAAAGUCUAGCCGAGGAGUGCCAGCAGAUCACCAAGUGGUCCUCAUUCGGAGCAACACACCUCCCCGUCGGAGGGGUGGCGAAGGACUGACUUAGUUUUUUUAAGAAAAGAAAACAUUUUGCCAGGGCCCAGUUCCGGGACUCAGGUUCCCGGUUAAUUUCCAGCAAGCUGUUUCCCGCAGGGAGGGACGCGAUGGUCCGAUCGACGUUGGCCACCGCAGCCAGCCUGGUGCUCACCACAACUGUGGUCACCCACGCCUAUUACCUGAAGCGGCAGUUUUACCCUACUGUGGUGUAUCUGACUAAAUCCAGCCCAAGUAUGGCGGUGCUGUACAUUCAGGCGUUUGUUUUGGUCUUCCUCAUCGGCAAGUUCAUGCGGAAGGUGUUCUUUGGGCAGCUGCGUGCUGCGGAGAUGGAGCAUUUAAUCGAGCGUUCCUGGUACGCCGUGACUGAGACUUGCUUGGCAUUCACCGUCUUCAGGGAUGACUUCAGUCCACGCUUUGUGGCCCUCUUCACCCUGCUGCUCUUUCUCAAGUGCUUCCACUGGCUAGCUGAGGACAGGGUGGACUUUAUGGAACGGAGUCCAAACAUCUCGUGGCUGUUUCACUUCCGAGUUGUCUCGCUGAUGGGUUUACUGGCUCUGUUGGAUCUGCUGUUUGUAAACCAUGCCUGUCACAGCAUCAUGACCCGGGGAGCAUCCGUCCAGCUGGUGUUUGGCUUUGAGUAUGCCAUUCUCCUCACUAUGGUGCUGACCAUAUUCAUCAAAUACAUUCUGCACACCAUCGAUCUUCAGAGUGAGAAUCCCUGGGACAACAAGGCUGUGUAUAUGCUCUACACCGAGCUCUUGACAGGGUUCAUUAAGGUGCUGCUCUACAUGGCCUUCAUGACCAUAAUGAUCAAAGUUCACACGUUCCCUCUGUUUGCCAUCCGUCCCAUGUACCUGACCAUGAGGCAAUUCAAGAAGGCAGUGACUGAUGCCAUCAUGUCGAGAAGAGCAAUUCGCAACAUGAACACGCUGUACCCCGAUGCCAGCCUAGAGGAACUCCAGCAAACCGACAACGUCUGCAUCAUUUGCCGUGAGGAGAUGGUAACUGGAGCCAAACGCCUCCCGUGUAACCACAUCUUCCACACCAGUUGCCUCCGUUCGUGGUUCCAGCGGCAGCAGACGUGCCCCACGUGUCGCAUGGACGUGCUGCGGGUCACGCUCCCCACCCAGACGCCGCCGCCGCAGCAGCCUCAGCCGCAGGUGCCACAGACCCCCCUGGUCCCCCAGCAACCCAAUCUGCCUCCAGGGAUGCCGCCCUUUCCGCCAGCUAUGUUCCCCUUCUGGCCGCCCAUGGGCCAGCACCUCUUCCCGCAGGCUCCUGGUGCAGCUCCGAAUGUGCCACAAUCCAACACGUCAGCUCCUGCUGGUGCAGAGGGCCAGGCAAGCGCUGGUGAAGAAUCCCGGAGCACUGAGACCAUGUCAGGGACUGGAUUGGAGACGCCCGCUGCUGCAUCAAUCCCAGGAUUUCCCUUCUCCUUCCCUCCCUUCCCGUCGGCUCCUUGGGUGGGAAUGCCCCCCCCUCCGUUUGGAAUGCCUCCGAUGCCGAUGCCACCUUCUGGCUUUGCCGGAUUGACAGACGAGGAGCUCCGAGCGAUGGAGGGUCAGGAGCGUCAGAACCUGGAAGCGCGGCUGCAGUGUCUUCAGAACAUUCACACGCUGCUGGAUGCAGCCAUGGUGCAGAUCCACCAAUACCUCUCUGUUGUCGCUACACUCAGUCCGCCCAGACCAACAGCAACUACCAGCUCAGCACCAAGUACAGAGUCAACGGAUCCAACGUCUGGAUCACAGGUGGAUUCUACUGGAGAUUCCCCUCCUCCUGCUUUCGACAGCACUUCCGCACAAUCUCCCCUGCAACCUGAAGAAAUAGGGCAGAGUGACCUGGAAGGGGCAGUGGGAUACUCCGUACCUGACUCGGCCGAAGUCCCGGACGAUGAGAAGGACGCUCUCAGUGAACCAGAUGCAGCUGAACUGCGCCGUAGGCGGCUGCGGAAACUCGACCUGCCCAGUGGCCGUCACUGACCGCUCGGACCGGACUACGCGGCUCGACGCCGGGUCAGAGACGGGCGGUGGGAGGGAUGGGAGGGGAACGGGAGGAUGGGAGACAGCCAGAGAGAACGUGGGGAGGGCUUGGGCUGCAGCAAGAGAGGGUGCCACUGUGUUCUCUCUCUCUCUCUCUCUCUCUCUCUCUCUCUCUCUCUCAAGGGUGUUUUCUCUUUUCAUCCCUCUAUUCCCGACCCAUCACCAAGUGCCAUUGAUCCUACCCUAAUGCAGGGAAUCCAAGCUUUGAACGUCGCUGCUGAAGACACUGCAGCAAGUCUGAGAAUAUCGAGAAAGGUCCAGUAAAAGGCAACAGAUACACCAGCUGCGAUCUCUUACGCUCUCUCGUUCUGUCCUUCUCCAUGCGCACACCCUGAUGUUUGUACCAAAAUUCAGCAAGAUUUCUCUCCCACCCUCCCCUCUGCCUACCCCCACUUCAGAAGGUCAAUUGGGUUUGGACAGGUCACCUGUUGCUAUCUGGCAUAGGGUCUUUGCGCGUUCGCUCACUCGCACUCUCUCUCUCCUUUUUUUCUUUUUCUAUCUCCUUUUCUAUCUCUCUCUCUCUCUCUCUCUCUCUCUCUCUCUCUCUCUGUGUAUUUGCCGCCUUCUCUCCUCCCUCCCCCUGUAUAAUAUCUGACAGUCAGUCUAUCUCUGGUGUUGCUGUGUGACAGGACCACACCUCAGUAGCCCUGUGUCCACUGUUGUCGACGGAACGAUCCAUACUGUGAGCAUGCCCUCCUCGAUGCACUUUGGCAACCUCUUCUCUUUCUCCCUGCCUCCGCCACCACCAAAAAACACUUGCUGUCAACCAACCACAGCUGCAAUAAUUGUUUUUGACUUUGGAUUCUCUAAAUCCAAAGCUUUGAUGUACCCUCCCCUCCUCUGCAGGAACAGCCAGAGGGUGAGAGGUGACAUGAUCCACCUCCAGCUACAUCCGGUAAAACAACUUGGAAUGGACUGAAUCUCAACGUGCUGGAAGACAGCUGCAUUAAAUACCAUGCAGAUCAUUUGCCCGUCUUUUAAAUGUUUUCAACCUUCCUAUUUACUUGGUUUAAUAAUAUGGCUCAUGUGUUUGAUCAAGAGUUUUCUCAAAUGUUAUAAAACAGCAGAGCAAUCAAUGAUCACAAUUAAGUAGAUGCUCAUCUCCUUUUCCUGUGAGAGGGAGGUCAUAUCUCUCCUGUGUCUGGAUAAGCCUCUUGUCAAUCUUGGGCGCGGGUGUGGGGGAGAAAGAGAGUGAAGAGGCUUGGAUAGGAGAUCUGGGAACUAGGUCCAAGCGGGACACUUCAGCAGUUUCACAUCUUUGCAAUAAGAUUAAACUGAUAGCCUCUUUCAAAAGAAAUAGACACAGCUUGUGACUUUGGGACUUGUAGAUUGGCUGAUUUUUAAAAAAAAUUUCACAAAGCACUUUUUUUCAGUUUCUCGUUUCAAAUCCACUGUAGAGAAGUCCCUAUUUCUUACUUCAUGUCAAAUAUAUGCGCACAAACACAACUCUAAUAUAACAUGCGCUAGUCAAGAGGAGGGGGGGUUUCCUUUCCCGCUCUCCUGGCCGAUCGUUCUCUGGGGAUUGGCUCGGGGUCUGCGGCCCCCACCCUGGUUUGCUCCCUGGCAAUUACUCUCUUAUUUUUGGUCCCAACUGUGAUUUCCGAGGCUCUGGAAAGGGUCGAGCAUGUGAAUCCCCUCGUUUGCCAGAAACAGACACGAGGGAAGGGGACAGGCCUGCCUUCCCAUUCCUCUCUUUUUGUUGAUUUCUGCCCAGUGUAAAGAACAGUGGAAAUGGCAUUUGUGCAGAUUUAUUCCCACCACUGCUUUCUUCAAUGUUCCCCUGUCGAUUUAAAAGAUUUAAGUUUUGGAUUGUCGCAAAAUGUUUUAAUUGUUGCAUGCAUAAGAAAUUUACAUUCUCUAUUUGCGAAAAGAAGCUUUGUAAUUUCACUUCACAGGGUGAAUGGCUGGUAUUUCACAACAAUCCUGUUGGCAUGUAUUGUUGCCAGCAGUAACAAUGUGAGACAACCUGUCUCCCCUUCUCCCUCUGGUGACCAAUAUAAUCCAGGACUUGGGAAAAUUCAGUUUCCCUUUCCAGCGUCAAUAUUGAGUUGGCUGAUUUGUCAAGGGGAAGAUCAAUCUCCCCAUGUCCCAAGGUGGUGGGUGAGGGAUGUGCUGGAGAUGUAGGCUGUAUUGUGGAAUCCCAAGGGAUUGGCUGCUAUACAGCUCACCCUCCCAGGGGCAAGGUGAGCAAAGCCAUUGUGCUAUUGUGACAAUGUGGACUCCUCUACCUGGCUCAUGCGUGUUGUAAUACAUGACCCCCAUUCACAGCCUCCAUCCACUAAACUGCAUGCAGGAGGAAUUGGCCCUCCCAUCUGAGACCCUGAGUGAGGAUGAGAUGGGAUUUUCGUGUGGCUCUCCCUGUGGACAGAGCAUUCUGGAUAUGGAUGUGUCCGGUGUUUUUGGGACUGUUGAAGGAUCGGUCAUCUCCACAACCCCUUCCAGCUGACAUUAAUUGGGAGGGUUGGGGAAGGUAGGCACUUGAUGGUUUUGCUGUGGGGGAGAUGGGUCACGUAAAUUUUGCAGUGUGGUCUGGAGUGAGCUUGCAGUUAGUGGCUUCUUGCUCUGAAUGACAUGCUCAGAGCUUGCAAGGAAUCUUUUCCUGUUGUUGUAGUGGAAAACAGAAGGGCACUGAGGCCUGUUAUUGUCCCUCUCCCUCUGUAUUCAUUUGUAAAGUGCCUAGGAUGUGUUGGUAAUAAAAAUUGGGGGGAGGGGAAGAGUCUGAGGGCUUGCUAGCCUUCAUUAAUCUGUAACACAAUAAUUGGGAUGCAGGGUUCUGUUGGAAGUAAUUAGACCUACUAUGGUGUUGGAUGCUGUCCUUUCUUCAGCAAUCACCCUCUUUGUUGCUGUAAUACCAAGUAGAACACUGUUGUCUUGAUAGAGGCACCUAAGUGAGUUGUAACUCAUUGACACCACCAAAGUGAAGCAGAAUCAAACAAACCAGGCAGUUUGGUGGAAGAAUACUGCUCCCAAAACAAUAAUACAGCUCCCUAAGGAAUAAGGCUUGCUCUUGUUUUUUUUUAGUCUUCAAAAAGCAAAAUCCAAAUAGAAAAAAAUGUUCCAAUCCUUUCUGGUUGCCCCAUCAGCAAUGUUUUUUUUUAAAACCCAUUUUUUUGUCCCCCCCCCCCCCCAACCAAAAAUUUCAGGAAGUAUCAAUUUUGAGAGUGUGUGUACAUGUGUCAGAUCUGUGGUUUGAGGGUUGUUUGGAUCUGAGACAUGUGACCGACAGAAACCAUUUUCAGGUUCGGGUCUCCAUGUAAUGCAAGGAAUCUAAAUGUAAGAGCUCUAUACAGGUGAGGGUUUUGUGGUUGAUUUAUUUAAUUUGUACAUAUUGUAUAAAAUUUUAAUAGCUGGAAUUGUACAUACUGCACAAUAAAUUCUGCUGGUUCUGU
Hemiscyllium ocellatum (epaulette shark) is the source of this 5659-nucleotide messenger RNA. RefSeq names its product synovial apoptosis inhibitor 1, synoviolin (gene syvn1). Bases 339 to 2210 code for a protein of 623 amino acids. The record is from RefSeq and is a predicted model, not a curated record. NCBI's taxonomy places the organism in Eukaryota, Metazoa, Chordata, Chondrichthyes, Orectolobiformes, Hemiscylliidae. Gene Ontology annotation, cellular component: cytoplasm. The transcript has 16 exons.